AUGUGGACAGGAAUGGUUGAUUUCUACUUGAUUGGCUACAAAUCAGAAGAUAAUGUCCUUGAGCAUUCAGAUGAUCAGCUGAACUCAGAAGAGAAGAAGAAAAGAAAGCAGAGAAGGAACAGGACUACCUUCAACAGCAGCCAGCUCCAGGCAUUAGAGAGGGUUUUUGAGAGGACACAUUACCCUGAUGCCUUUGUACGGGAAGACCUUGCACGCAGAGUCAACCUCACUGAAGCAAGAGUUCAGGUGUGGUUCCAGAACCGGAGGGCGAAGUUUCGCCGGAACGAGAGGGCCAUGCUGGCCAGCAAGAACGCUUCUCUGCUCAAAUCCUACUCAGGGGACGUGACCGCUGUGGAGCAGCCCAUUGUACCUCGCCCAGCUCCGAGACCCACCGACUAUCUCUCCUGGGGUACUGCCUCACCUUACAGCGCCAUGGCCACCUACUCCGCCACAUGUACCAAUGCCAGCCCCGCGCAGGGCAUGAACAUGGCCAACAGUAUUGCCAACCUGAGACUGAAGGCAAAGGAAUAUAGUUUACAGAGGAAUCAAGUGCCCACAGUCAAUUAAUGACUGGAGGCAGCUGCCUCACAGAAGGAGAAAAUACAACAGCACCCGUCCUGCUUCGCAAUUUGUUUGUGCUGAAAGAAAAAGGAAAAAAAAAAACAAAAA
Struthio camelus australis is the source of this 669-nucleotide messenger RNA. The record is from RefSeq and is a predicted model, not a curated record. Lineage: Eukaryota; Metazoa; Chordata; Aves; Struthioniformes; Struthionidae.